UUGUGCGUAGCACACGUGAAUUUUUAGAGUGACUGGCUCUGAACAAGUAUCACGUAUUAAACGCAUUAUUACAUGUCUGCAUUCUUUAUUAAUUGACAAUUUUGCCAUAAGCAUAAUUAUUGUACAAAAUUCAUGUGUAUUUUAUACAAAGAUGUCGCACAUAAAAACAUUACCUUUGCUAGAUGGAACGAAAGUAAUUGUUAUAGAUGAAGAUAUAGAAGCAGCAUAUGCAACAGCGUUGAUAGCUGGAUGGAUACACGCAUGGAAGGAGAAGAGUUCUGAUUAUAGUAUUGAUUUGGUGUCAUUUUCGGAUCCAAAAACGUGGUAUAACACUCAACCACUUACACCCACAAAAGUAACCAUACAUGAUUAUUUUAGUAUUCAGCCGACUGAAAACGCUGAGAAACAAGACUCUGAAAAUCUUGAUCAUGCACUCAAAAACAUCAAGAUGAAACCUCAGAAUACAGUUGUUGUCAAUUGUCUGGGUUCCUUGGUUGUGUAUGUGGGUUUAGAAAAGGCUAUUAGAUUUAUAGAGAAGUUGAGUAAACAGGUGUCACAAUUGAUAUGCAUUUAUCGAAGGGAUUUCAUGAAAAUUAAAGUACCUGCAAUGGAGACUUUUGGCACUACCUACGUCAAGCUAGAAAAGUUUACAGGAAACAGCUCUACAAACAAUAUAAUUUAUAUUGCACAGCUCACUCAUAGAAAGUCUGGUGGUUCCGUGAUAUGUCAAACAGAAAUAAUAAAGCAAGAUAUUAAAUCUUAUCAAAUCACCGUUGAAAAAGUUACAGUACCAAGCAUUUGUAAAACAGAAACAGAACCCGUAAAGAUUGAAACGUCGUUUAGGACAGAAAUAAGUGCUCAGGAAAUGGAGCAAAGAGACAAGACACCUUUACCUUAUACUUUGAAUACAACGAAUACAUCAAAGAUAUUUUAUCAACCUGAAGAUGUAGACGAUAUAGAUGAAGAAGAUCCUGAUGAUGAUUUGUGUAUAUAAGUUUAUAAAAAUCAAAGAAUUUGUAU
Molecule: messenger RNA, 1020 nt
Organism: Trachymyrmex cornetzi
Lineage: Eukaryota; Metazoa; Arthropoda; Insecta; Hymenoptera; Formicidae
Gene: Elp5
Product: Elongator complex protein 5
Exons: 2
Coding region: 152-994 (280 amino acids)
Biological process (GO): tRNA wobble uridine modification
Cellular component (GO): elongator holoenzyme complex; cytosol; nucleus
Molecular function (GO): tRNA binding
Source: RefSeq, a predicted model, not a curated record